UAUCUCUCUCGCUAUUAGGAUCACUUCAGUUGUAGUCUAGUUUGUUCUCCUCUUGUUUUAUUGUCGUUCUUCUCCCCUUUCAAUUACAAAACAAAUAAGUUGAGUAAAAUUUCCCUAUUUGUAACGUUUUUGCCUAGUCCCUCUUUCUCUCUUUUUCUCUCUCAAAGUUUCUCAAUCACCGGAAUCCACCCUUCAUCAUCACGGAUUAUCGCUGAAAUCUACUCUCCACACCACUCAAAAACCCAAAGCAUUCACUCUCUCCGGGAGACACAAAUGCGCAAGAGGAAAUCACAGCCCAAUCAAACCGAUUGUACAUGUUUUGUUUUUGGAAACUGGGAGAACAACACAAUGCAAGGCAGUGUACUGGCAUUUACAGACGACGCUGUUCUGCCAGUCAGUGCUGUAUCUACUACAGUUACUGAGCUUGGCAAUAAAGGGUUUGAACUAUGUGAUCCUCAAAUUAUCACUCAAGCAUCCUCUUUGAAUCAGCUGCCUAUGGAGUCUUCCUCUAUAGAUAUUGUUAUUUGUAUCAGUAGAUCAGCUGAAUUUCCCAGUGUUCGGUUAUUUGAGGAAAUCUCAAGAGUGUUGAAGCCUGGUGGCACAAUACUAAUUCACAGGACUUCUCAGUCCGCAACAGGGGAAACGGAUAAGACAACCUCCACUCUUGAGCGCAACUUACUUUUGGCAGGGUUCUUAGAAGCAGAGGUCCUUGGACAAAAGUCAAUGGUCAAGGCUAAGAAGGCUUCAUGGAAGAUUGGUUCUUCAUUUGCUAUCAAGAAGGCCACAAAAAGUCCGAUUACAGUUCAGAUCAAUGAUGACUCAGAUCUGAUUGAUGAAGAUAGCCUAUUAAGUGAAGAGGAUUUAAAGAAACCACAGCUACCACUGGUUGGUGAUUGUGAAGUUGGAAGCACGAGGAAAGCUUGCAAAAACUGCACGUGCGGGCGGGCUGAAGCAGAGCAGAAAAUACAGAUAAAACCGACUGUGGAGCAGAUUAAUAAUCCUCAAUCAGCUUGCGGCAGUUGUGGGCUAGGGGAUGCUUUUCGGUGCGGUACAUGUCCUUACAAGGGUCUUCCGCCCUUCAAACUGGGCGAGAAGGUAUCGCUAUCUGGGAACUUUCUUGCAGCAGACAUAUAAAGAUGACAUGGUCGACGUGGGUUCUGUCAUUAUGUAGAUGAGGUUCAAACAGUCUCAGCCCUCUGGUAGCAAUUCAAGUUGGCAGUAGUUCAAUCUUUCUUUAACUGCCCCAAAACUAGAGAAGGUUUGAGAUGUUAGCUGUAGUUUACUUUUGAAAUAUGUAAAGCUUAAGUUCAUAGAAGACAAUAUCUGAUAUUGUUCCUCCAACAAUAAAUAGUUUUUGAGGUCUGUGCCAUGAAGAUUUUAAUGAGAAAAACAGGGGGAGGAAAAAAUUGUUUCUUCCCUCCCAUAAUGCUUCUAA
Molecule: messenger RNA, 1435 nt
Organism: Carya illinoinensis
Lineage: Eukaryota; Viridiplantae; Streptophyta; Magnoliopsida; Fagales; Juglandaceae
Product: anamorsin homolog
Exons: 8
Coding region: 274-1134 (286 amino acids)
Biological process (GO): iron-sulfur cluster assembly
Cellular component (GO): cytoplasm
Molecular function (GO): iron-sulfur cluster binding
Source: RefSeq, a predicted model, not a curated record